This is a messenger RNA of Marmota monax (woodchuck), 9534 nucleotides long. Its product is annotated as integumentary mucin C.1-like. NCBI's taxonomy places the organism in Eukaryota, Metazoa, Chordata, Mammalia, Rodentia, Sciuridae. The record is from RefSeq and is a predicted model, not a curated record. The transcript has 3 exons. Bases 8050 to 8580 code for a protein of 176 amino acids.
UCUUCAUGACAAUCUAAUUUCAGAAUGUCGUCAUCAGCCCCAGAGAAGCCCCGUUUCCCUUCACCUCUAAUGGCUCUGCUCUGUUAAUGUGGGUAUUUUGGAUAUCUCGUGUAAAUGGUUUUCUGUCUGGCUUCUUUCCCUUCAUGUUUCAGGGCUCGUCUGUACUGUAGUCUGUGUCAGGCCUUCACUCCUUUUAUGGUUGAAUAAUAUUCUAUUUCCCAGAUUAACCACAUUUUAUUCCUUCACUUUUUUUUUUCUCUUUUGUGGUGUUGGGGAUUGAACCCAUGGCCUUGUGCAUGUGAGGUAAGCAUUUUAUCAACUGAGCUAAAAUCCCAGCCCAUGGGCUGUGACUGAGCUCGGGAUGGGUGGCUGGCCGGCUGGAAUGUGCUCCAGUGUUAUCAGGCACGGGUUCUGGCUGGGCUGCAGCUCUGGGCUGGGAGGGCGGGUCUUCUGAACUCACAGGUGAGCAGAAGCAUGCGUUAGUUCAGGUUGGGGCAGCUCUUCCGCCCCCGGUCCUUGGUGCUGUGGGGCUGUGGGCUAGGGCUCCCCGUGGAGAGGAGCACUGAGUUUCUGUUCCUUCCUUGCGGUCUCUGGACCUGCGGAGUCAUGGUCGUGUGUCGUCUUGGGUUGACACUUGGGGGGUUUAUGCCUUAACUCGUGUGGGACGAGGACACCCACCUGGGCUCAACAGGGACUCGUCAACACCAACCAGCCAACCUCACGGCCUUCGACCUCGGCAGGCCCUCCUGGUGAGCCGAGCCUGGGCAGGGCAUCGCACUGGGAAGAGGACAGUCGAGCCCAAGCCUGUGGGGUCCAGCGGCCUCCAUCGACCAGCGCUUGGAGGCUGCUCCAUCAGGAGGUCUCUGAAGAGGCCUGGACUCAGAGUCCAGGAGGCGGACUUGUCUUGUGCUCAGCAGAGAACAGGGACUGAGACACCCAGGGGUGGCUGCAGGCGCUGGGGAGCCUGGGCACAGGGUGUCCUGCUGAGCCAAGGGAGAGGCCGCCUGGGCGGCGGUGCUGGGGCUCUCCUGGCCUGAGGUAAGUGGUGAACUUCCCCCUCCUUUCCUGGAUUUAUUGGGAUGACGGUUUUAGAAAGGUCACAAGAGGUUGAGUCUGGCCUGUCAUUGAGACUCCAGCCCAUGCCAGAGACACCAUGGGUGUUUGUGCCACUGACACUCCUCCUCUUUGGGGGCGUGACAGAGGACCCAAGGUCCCCACACUGCCACUGUGGGGGGCUAAAAGUGACAUAGACACCCUGCAGUAUACUCCCCUCGCCCUGGGGCAGGACGUUGGCCUACCAUUGCUCUGUGCCCUCACCUGGGCAUGGGGGAGGAGAGUGCCCGAGCACCCCCUGCCAAUCUGCUCCAGACCUGUCUGUAAGGCUGUCUCAAGACUAUCAGGGCUGCACAGCUUGGACGGGUGGACACAACGGAGAAGCCCUGACCUUCACUGGACCGACCACAGGAGCACAGCCCUAGAGGGCGGUCAUCCCUGUGUCUGAACAGCAGUUGGAGCUGGAGCCUUGGCCUGGGUCUGCUCUAACCCAGCAGCUGUCCUGAGGCUCCCAGGCAGGCGGCGGGGGAGGGGCACGGUGGCUGAUCCCCUUUCUGUGCAAACAACAUCCGGGGUGGGUGCCCAGUUCGCACAGCGCCCCUUCUCCAGGGAGCUCCGCAGUCCACUAAUAGGGUAAAGCCUAUUCAGACCAGGAUCUCUUCUGAGAGCAGGCAGACCGCCUCGGCCGCGGUGCUGAACCCUGACCCUGCCUGCUCCACCGGCCGCUGGAGGAGCUAGGGUGGGGGACCCGGGGCUCGGGAAGCAGGAGCAGGAUCUCCUGUAACUCGCUGCAGAUUCCGGUAUCCUUGAAGUUUGAAUUACAGCCUUUCAUGCUAGUGCCCUGGAGAACCGGAUCCAAACACUUCAUCUCCUACCAGCGGGGCCUCCUUUCCUGGGACUUGACUUCAAGCCAUUUGGAAAAUUAUCAAAAGGAAAAAAAAAAAGGAGAGUUAAAGUUUCUAACACGUUCCUAAAUGGAGCCAAAUGGAUUUGGUGGCGGAAGAGCUCCCCAGCAGUUCCUGUGCCACAGUGCUGAGCCCAGCAAGAUCUGAUCGGGGCUGAUGCUCUUAUUGACUCUGACGAUAUAAUUAUGUUCUUGUUUUGGCUGCCCUGCACUUAAGCACAGAAAAUAAAAAGCCGUCCUCUGCACAAUGCCUACCACAGUGGUUUCAGCUCCACGGCGGAGAGUCAGAGAGAAACACGUCAGGGCCACGGUGAACCAGGCAGGGAGGCUCACACGGGCAGCCAAUGUUUCACUGAAGUCUUUGAAAAGAAGGAAACACGAGCCUGUUCCAUGACUUUAAAAAGGUAUUUACCCAGGAGUAGAUUUUUUUAAUGAGUUAUGAGGGAUUGUCCCCAUUUUAAAGUCUUCCUUAGGUGGAAAGAGAGAGGGGAAAGGGUGGAGAGGGACCCCAGAGCCUGUGGUUCAUGACAGUUUACCGCCAGGCCAGACAGGCUGGCGAAGGCAGAUGACCUUUGUGACAGUACUGCCUGUGCUGCAAGCACUGAGCCGGACAGAGGGAGUUUGUGCUUUAAAGAAACCGAAAGCACUCCAUCUCUGACAAGCGCCGGGUUCCUCAGGACUGCUCUCCCGCCCCCAGGGUGGACUUCCUGCUGACAUUGAUCAGGUGCCCAGCUCCACUUCCUGUGUUGCCCGUCUCCUUCUAGAGCCAUGGCCGAAGCCGCUCAUGCAAAGGGACCUUGCGCCUUCUAUAAGAGGGGGAAACACCACUCUGACCAGGAGACGGGCGGAGAUGAGCGGGAUGCCCCAGCAUUGCCGCUGCGGUGGAGGGGUUCACCUGCCCAGCUUUGAGCCAGACAGCUGAGGACCCUGCUGGGCUGCUGGGCGAGCUGGAUUGGAACCCUGGGCUGCAGCCCAGGCCUCUGGAUUUCCCAGAAGUUUUGUGGGGGCUGAUAGGGCUUAACAACUGUCCUUAGUGGGACAGACUGCAUGGUGCCAUUAAGUGGCUGAAGGCUGCUGCCACCUAUGGACUCUGAGGACCACUUAGAUGUCCUAUCUGCUGUGUGACACGGAGCAGGUUCCCAGGUCAGGAAAAGACUCUGCUUGCCGUGGUUGUGGGCGGGUUUCUUUCCCCAACUACAGGACGGGGAUGCUGCUGCGGCUCCAGCAGAGCCCUGUCAAGAGGGGACUCGAACGCAGCCCGGCAAGGACACCCGCUUUAGGUCACUGGCACCAUAAACUGAUUUCUAAAAACUCUUAAAAUGGUCAUGAAUGCACAUUGUUAUGACCAUUAUCAUACCACGAGCAGGAUUACUGUCUGAUUCCAACGGUGCCUUUGACCUGUGGGGGCUCCAGGAGGGACCCCUGGGUCUAGAGAGGGUUGGCAUGCAAGGCAGGAUUGUUGGAAGUGGCCACACAGAGAGCAAAGACUUUCUGCCUGUUCCGAGGUGGUCACCUGCCUGCCCUCCUGAAGAGGCUGGGACCUUGGUGCCUGUGUCGCAUGCCUGUCACAGUCGCUGGUCCCUUCUCCACCUCCUCUACUGCAACCUCUGAGCCUAAAUGUGAGCUAAAGGAAGUGAGUGUGGACAGGCCCGCGUCGCUCAGGUGGGCUAGAGUGACCCGCUGUCUACCAGGGAAGAGAGGGGCAUCGGCCCAGUCCAGAACCACAAGGAGGGCUGGACACAACAAGGAACAGGAGCUCCAAGAGUGGAGAGGGACUGUCUCUGCCCUGUGGCUGGUCACUUGCUGGGCUUGCUGUCCAGACCUCUCAUCUCACUUCAGCCUUCCACUUCCUGCACUGACUUGCUCUGAGCCUGUGUACUUUGAGCACAUGGGAGGGUGGUGGCAGCUCCUCCAAGCUCCCCUCGGUGGCUGCUGGGUACCCUGGAGCCCCUGCUGGGUCUGCUCACGGCACCCAGUUGUCACUGGAACCUGCUGAGGAAGGAGUGGCUGGUGGGUGAAGGAGGAGUGCCAUAGGGCACAGGCUGGACCCCAAGCCUCACUUUGGCCCCGUCUCCGCUCAGCUAUAUGACAGAUACCACCCUGGGCACGCGGAGCCGAGAGGCCACAGAAUGUUAGCACCCAAGUGAAACCAGACGGACCAGUGUGCAGCGGCCCCAGCCUGGGCCUGUGCUCCCCCCCCUGCCUGCGCCACGCAUCUCGUCUCCAUGGCAAUGCCUCCCAGGUGCUGCUCUGCGGCACAGUCAAGGAAGUGGUCCUGAUGACUCUAGUGGCUUUGUGGUUAUCCCUGGACACUGUCGUUACCCAAAUAUUUGAAAGAAAGCCCCCUCAGAACAGGAUACCUACAGGGGAGCCCCUUACCUGGGGCAGGGUUUGGGCUGGGACGUAAACUGCCUCUGCCUGUUGAUCGAAACUCAGUUCCCAUCGUUGGAGGCAGGCAGAGGGGAAAGAUGUGCUCUAUCUCCAGAAAGAGUGAGGAGGUUGUCCCGGCAACCACAGCUGGCAGGUGCCAAGGCCGGACAGGAACGCUUUCCUGCUGCCUCAGGCUGCUUCAAACACGUUGCAUGAAGUGCGUCCCCUUCACUUUCGCUUCAAGGUCCUGGCACCACCCCAUGGUGCUGGCGAGGGCAAGCCCUCAAGGGUCAAUACCAAGCUGAGAAAGCAGGACCCCAGCAGGCAGAGAAGGGAACGGUGGUUCUGGGAGGAGGGGCACGAACAUGGGAGUUAGAAGGAGCAAGUGUCGGCGCUCCCUAGCAUGUCACCAGGGUCACCGUAGCCAUCAUCUGCUGGGCGCUGCAGAAGAGCUACAAGAAGGAGUCCCGCAUAAUGCCAAUGCAAAGGAAAGGUGACUGUUGGGAAGUUCUAAUUACCCUGUUUGGAUCACUCCACGUUGUCUGUGUGUAAAAAGUCACAUUGUACUCCAUAAAUAUGUUCAGUUAUUAGGUGUCAAUUAAAAAUGAUUUUAGAGAAGAACCUGGGAGGCAGGAGAGUGCAGGUGUGGAGAGCAGGUCGAGAAUGAGAGCUAGGUGCACUGGUCUCUGCGGGCCAUGUCACUGUAGGCCAGCCCGGGGACGUUUCUUUGUCUCAGGUUUCUCCGCUGUGAGGGAUUGUGUCCCGAUGAUCACAGGCAGCCACGUGACACCGCUCCAGUUACGUGAGCUUCCUGGGCUGUCAGUUCCCCCUCUCCCACGUGGGAGGCUGAUUGAACUCAUGUUUCAGGGUUGUUGCGAUGACCUCAUGGGUUGGGAGCAUGGAGGACAUAGCACACAUUGGACAUGGUUGCUGGGGCUAUUUUUAGUGUUGCUACCAUCCCUGGCCUAAGAGUCUGUGACCUCUCCUCAUUGGCUGGUGGUGGACAGAAGCCUCUUGCCCCUCUCUGGUGGAGUCAGCAUGCCUUCUGCGGUCCUCCUGGGUUGGCAGCUGGUGGAGAUCAUCUGUUGGUUUCAUUGUCCUUUAUUUAGGAUACUGGCAAACUACGAGGCUUUUUGUCACCUGGCAAUGCACUGACCUUGUGGGGCUGCCUGGCUCGUGGCAGCUGGGGCUCAUGUGUUCUGGAACACUCCAGGCCAGAGCCACAGAGCAGGAGAAGGGGGCAUGCCACCAGUGGGCGCAGAGGCUGCUGCGGAGGUGUCCAGAGUUUUCCUCCCUCUGCAUCUAUGAAGGAACCUGUUUUAGAACGUCUGAGUUGGUAUUUUUUUUUUUCCAACAAGUGUAAACUACUUGCAGAGACAUUGCAAGCCCUGGACCCUCUGAGGGUAACUCACCCAUUUCCCACCAGCCCAGGAGGGCUCGUGGGCACCCCAAAGCAGCCGUGAAGGCUUCAGGAUACCUCUUCCACAGCAUGAUCAACGUGAGCCGGCAGAGUCAGAGAAUCACCCGGGCACAGCUUCUCCACCUCCUCAGGCCCUCCACUCCGGUCUGCCCCCAAUGCCCUGUAAAACAAAAGGGGCCCCUCCCAAGGGCGAGCGGCACUUAGCUGCUGCGUCACAUCAGUCUCCGCCAACCUGGAGAAGUCCACCGUUCUCUGACUCUCCAGGCCGAGGCUGAGCACUGCAGGUCACUUGCGUGGUGGGAUGUCCUUCAACCUGGGUCUGCCGAUGCUUCCCUGUGGCUGGUUCAGGUCAAGCCUCUCUGGCAGGGGAGUCCAGGGCGACCCCUGCGUCCUCAGAUGGCAGCAUUUCGACCUGCCCCAGGCUGACGGUGUGCCCUCUGCGACCUGAGGGUGGGGGUCCGUGGCUUCUUCUCUCCUUUCUCCUGCGGUGACUGGUGAGUGCUGGGGGCCACCCUGAGCCCUGCUCCCCUGCUCUCUAUCCAGUGUGCCGCUCCUUCGCGGGUGUCUUGAUCCCGUUUCCUUCUGUGGGUCGUGGUCUGUCCUCCUUGAGUGUCCCAUCCUCAGGGUCCUGGGUGUGGCCAUCUGAGAGCAGGGGCUCUUCUGGCUGCCUGGGUAUGACCGAGCUUCAAGCGGUUGCCCCAGGUGCUUCACACUCACUAUGGGACCUUGCCUGGACAUAAGUCAGCGGAGGAUGAGAUCCAGGUGCCUCGGUCUGUGUACUUUGGAAAUCCAGCUGGGCAGGUGAGGCCACAGUGCUGGCCCCUUCCCCAGCAUGGCCAGGGCCCAGGGCUGAUGCAACUGAAGUUUCUCAGUGAUCUUCAGGAGUAAGGUAUAUCUACAGGCUGGGCACUCAGCGCUUGCCCUCAGCCAGAUUUGGGGUUUGCCACACCCUUUAGCAGGCAGUCACCUGCUUAAAACAAUGCAGUUAGGAUUGUGGGUCCCACAGGAAAUGUCCAUGAACCAGCAGAAGGCACCUUGAGCUGUUGGCCAUGACAUGCCAUAGCUGCAGAGCAGGGACCCAGCAGGAAAGGGCUCCUGGACAGAUUGGUUCAGGCAGCAGGCAACUGUUUCUUCUCAAGAUCUGUAGAUACAUGCGAUCACCGGAGGUGGUACCAUCAGAGUGCGCUGCCUGAGUUUAAUUUGGUAAAUAAUUCCCAGAUAUCAUAUAAUAUUUGUAAAACCAAAACCUAAAGCAAAACCAAAAAUACUUAGAUUUUUAUUUCAAACUAAAUUUAAAAGAACCAAAUGUCAAAGAGAAAAUAGAAAAUCAAAUGUCAAAAGAGGAAAAAAAAUGAAGAUCUAAGUUAAACCUAUCUAACCUGGGGAGGAUGAUUUCUAAGACCACAGCUAGGUGAAGAAACCACAGAAACAUGUAAGAAUGAAAUUCAGGAUUUAAAUGAACUAAAAACUAAAAGCAGGAACAAAGUUAAAAGACAAACACAAAAGGGUAAAUAUUUAUAAUAUUUUUGACCAAUGUUAGCGCCUUUAACUGCGUCAGUCUUUUACCCAUCAUGAAUGUGGGGACGGCUGCUGCAGAAGUGAGAACUUCCAACCCUAACCCUAACUCUACCCCUACCCCUACCCCUAACCCUAACCCUAACCCUUCCAAGCAGAGGAACAACAAGACUCAGUUGAGAAUGGCCUGGGUGAGCUUUGCUCAACCUGAACUGAGGACAGAUGGCCAAGCUGGAGAGCCUUCGCCACGGAGGGCCCUAAGGUUGCCGCAGAGGGUAUCGCUGACACACAGGGGUCAGAGGCAAUUGCAAAAACUAAAAGGCCAGAAUGUUCUUGUGUUCUAUCUUGUGUCACCAAGCUCCAGUGGGGGGAAUGUGGGUGCCACCAGAAUCCUACUGUGGAGCCUGACUUUCAUUUCAUCUCCUGACCAUACGUAACUUGUUUUUGUGUAAAAUUGUCAUAAAUUUUCCCAAUUGGUUUUCCACCCCAGGGGUGCUCUCAUUAAGUCAUACUUCUACUAAAAAUACAAAGAUCAUAAAAAUGAUACUCGCUAACACAUAUCAAGUGCAUCUCAUUCACAGUGUAAUGUAUCUGCAAUUCACUUAAAUAUCAUAAAAGCCUCUGAUGGUGGUGGAGCCAUUGUCAUACCACCAUCAUCAUUGUUGCUGUCAUUAUUGUCAUCAUCACCACCAUCAUUGUCAUCACCACCAUCACCACCACCACCACUGCUACUGCCACCACCAUCACCACCAUCAUCAUCAUCACCACCAUCACCACCACCAUCAUCAUGACUACCACCACCACCACUACCAUCAUCACUGUCACCACCACCAUCAUCAUUACUGUCACCACCACAACCACCACCACUAUUGUCAUCAUCAACAUUACCACCACCACCACCACCACCACCAUUAUUGUCAUCAUCACCACCAUCACCACCACCUUGAUCAUCAUCACCACCACCAUCACCACCACCACCACCACCACCAACACCAUCACCAUCAUCACCACCAUCAUCACCAUCAUCACCACCACCAACAUCAUCACCACCACCACCAUCAUCACCACCACCACCAUCAUCACCACCACCAACAUCAUCACCACCACCUUGAUCAUCAUCACCACCACCAUCAUCACCACCACCAUCAUCACCACCACCACCACCACCAACACCAUCUCCACCACCAUCAUCACCACCACCAUCAUCACCACCACCACCACCACCAACAUCAUCACCAUCAUCACCACCACCACCAUCAUCACCACCACCACCAUCAUCACCACCACCACCAUCAUCAUCACCACCAUCAUUUUAUGAAGGAGAAACUGAGGCUUGGAGCCUCAGCACAGGUUUCACUCUCAGCUAGCUCUGAAGGCAGAGUUCAAAUCCACCUUCCUGAGAUCAGUGCAGUGCCCCAGACACCUCACUUUGAGGUCAGAAGGUGCAGCAGCCAUCCUGCCUGUCGGAUUGGAUCUGGUGGUCUGGCAUCUUCCUGGAACAUCACCUUGGAAGGAUUAAGCCACCCAUAUAAUAAUCAUAUUUUAAAAGAAAAGGGGGUGCUCUCUGGAUGGAGCACUGUUCUCCAACCAAACAAACAAAGAACAAAACAACCAAUCAAGGAAAAAGUAAAAACAUAAACAAGAAAUUGAGGAGCUUCCAAAAUGUACCCUGCUAUUUUUUUCUGAUUUAGAGUGCAGACUCGAGAGAGGCUCUUGUGAAAGCCAGUGCUCUAGGGGAAGCUGACCUGGGCUGGAUGGUCCCUUUCUGACAUCCGUGUCCUGUCCUGAUGAGCUCAGGUGCAACCUAAGUUUUAUCAGACUUAGCCACCUGGAGGCAAGGCCAGGUCUGCUCUGGGACUUGCAAGCAGAGAUUGCAAAAGAAAAAAUUGAUGGCUCUUCACCAUGUCCUGUAAGCAGUGAGAAUAUGUGCAUUUGUCUUAAAAAGAGAGAAUACUUGAAAGUGACUGGUAAUGUCUAAAAAUUAGUUAUUUUCAGAGGAGUUCAUAGUAAGAUUUAUAAUUUCUCCUACUCUAUAAGACUCCUCCUGCACAUCUUUGGUAAAUCCCUGACCUUCAGAUUUGAGUUAUAUAUUGUAUGUGUGUAUACGUAUAUAUCUAUAUUUAAUUUUAUAAAUUUAUUUUCAUUGAAAUUAGCAUAUGCUUGGAGACCCAAAACAAUAACAUGCUACAAAUUAUGGUAUGUAAAAGCCAUGGAAUGUACACACCAUUUGUAUAUGUCUCUUGUAUUUUUAUUAAAUAGCUUAGUUACUUAA